UUCUAUUUAAACAAAACAAAAGAAUAUUUGGGGUAGUUUGGUAAUCUCAAAGCAUUGAGACAUGGGGAGAAAGUUGAGCAGCAACUAGGCCUAUUUUAUUACCCCCACAUAAACUUUCAUUAAACACUCUUCUUCUUCUUCUUCUUCUUCUUCUUUAGAAAAUUCAACCCACAUCAUCACACAGUGGAAAAACCUCCUCUUCCGAGUUGGAAAGCGACUAACCCAACACCUUCCCCUUCUCUCUCCACCAUAUAUAUACUCUCUCUUGCUCUUUGCACGAACCAUUUCGCCAAAAAAAACAUCACAAUAGAAAUGCCUGCGAAUCCUCCAAAGUCAUCCCUCUUGCUCCACAGAAUCAACAAUAACACCCCCAACACUAACUCCACCAUCACAAUCACUACAGAAACAGUUGAUAAUUCCUCCAUGCUUUGCCAAAAGCGCUAUCCUUUAACAUGCACCAUGCCCGUCCCCGACUCUGUUGCUCACCACCACACCCACCCUGUUGGCCCCAACCAGUGCUGCUCAGCCGUCGUCCAGCAGAUCGCCGCCCCCGUCUCCACCGUCUGGUCCGUCGUCCGCCGCUUCGAUAACCCCCAGGCUUACAAGCACUUCGUCAAGAGCUGUCAUGUCAUCGUUGGGGAUGGUGAAGUUGGCACCCUUCGUGAAGUCCACGUCAUCUCGGGCCUCCCUGCCGCCAGGAGCACCGAACGUCUCGAAAUCCUUGACGACGAGAGUCAUGUUCUCAGCUUCAGCGUCGUCGGUGGAGACCAUCGACUAGCCAACUACAGGUCGGUGACGACCCUCCACCCUUCGACUGCUGGGAACGAAACGGUGGUGGUGGAAUCAUACGUGGUGGACGUACCGCCGGGGAACACCAAAGAUGACACGUGUGUGUUCGUAGACACCAUUGUUCGGUGCAACCUACAGUCACUGGCUCAGAUCGCAGAGAAUCUAGCCAGGCGCAAAUAGCAAACAGCAAAAAGAAGCCAUUUUCGUGAGUGAAACUCUUCAUCCAAAUAGAUUAAUUCCCCCCUUCUCUCCCUACUUCAUGUUUUUUAGUAAAAAAAGAGUGUUUGGUGAUACGCCGUCGUUUUUGUGAGUAUCCGAUGUUGGGUUACCGGUGGAACAUCUUAUCACUACCGAGUUCAUGUUUCUCGAUUCAACUGAUGACAGCUUCUUUUGUUUGUUUUACUUUUCUUUUGUUUAAUCUGUGAAAUACUAUUAAUAAAUACACACACUACGUUGUUAAAAAAAUAUAUGAGCCUUCAUGAUUUUCUGUCGUCAUUGCUUCCGACUGUUCUCUCCGGUUUGUAUAUAAGUUUAUAAAAUUAGACAUCAGAAUAAAAGAACAAGAUAGAGUUUUAAAUAGUAUUUAAUUUUGAAUGUAAUGGACGGAGAAUUUGGGAAGAUAUUAUUAUUAUUAUUAGUAGGGAAGGCUAUAAUAAAAUGGGUUAACGCGAAAUACGGUACGGAACUGCAUUAGACAGCAAAAGAUGACCGAUAAAAGGCAGCUUUGGUUUGAAUAAAGUAGCGGAGUUGAGUGUUUUAAUAUUAAGUUUCCAUGUGAAAGAGGUCUUGAAUUUUUUCAUCCAGAAGUUGGGCCGUUUCUGGCGAUGGCUGACGGCCAGUAGUCUAUCAUCCAGUUUCGGCACAAAAAAAAAAAAAAAAAAUUUUGGGGUUUGAAUUUUUGAGUCGGAAAGGGCCGAUAUUGGAGAUAAAGACCAAAUACCUAGCAAGACUACGAGGUGAAUUUGUUUUGCUCAAUGUAAAUUCGCGAACAUGGUGAGAUGCGCAUGAUGUGCUAAGAGAUUUUGAUUCGCCAGAAAUUGGAGCAAAAGGAAAGCUCUUUUUCAUGGAAUAUCAGAGCAUGCGAAUUAAGGUAAAAACUUGGGAUCUAUUGUAAAUUGCAUUGGAGGUACAGGGGGUGCAUUUCAUUUUUCUUGAUCUGUACAGUAAAUAGGGAUAGAGAAUCAUGGAAAAGGGGGGUGCACGCUGGCAGUUAAUGGGCAGACGAGAAGAUGAAUUUUCGAAGGGUAAUUAAGUUUGCACCCGUGCGGUCCACAUCGUUUUCAAUUUGACAGUGAACAACCGGGACAUUGCAAUAGGACGAGUAAAACCGCGGUUAAAUUAUUACAUGCAUUCAUCUGAUUCUGGGUCUGGGGGUAUAAAAAUUCUAUCCUCUGGCUCUGAUCUGAUAAACGGAUUUAGGAGGUGUUUUUCAGUGGUAAAAAGUUGGUGAGAGAUGCCUAACGUAUCAGCGCAAGGAAUCAAUUCAAAUGAACAUUCCUUUUUCCUGCAGGCAGGAGCUGAAAAGGGGUGAUUUUCCAAAGAUGUGGUAACAUCUAUUAGUAUAUUGAGACGCAAGCAAACAAAAUAAAUCUGAACAAUGGGGGUGGCCUGACCGGGAGGGGGAAAAGUGAAGGAAACGAAGAAAACAUUUGCGAGUAACCUAGAAA
Molecule: messenger RNA, 2456 nt
Organism: Durio zibethinus
Lineage: Eukaryota; Viridiplantae; Streptophyta; Magnoliopsida; Malvales; Malvaceae
Source: RefSeq, a predicted model, not a curated record